Messenger RNA from Endocarpon pusillum Z07020, 1509 nucleotides. RefSeq lists its product as uncharacterized. The record is from RefSeq and is a predicted model, not a curated record. NCBI's taxonomy places the organism in Eukaryota, Fungi, Ascomycota, Eurotiomycetes, Verrucariales, Verrucariaceae. The transcript is spliced from 3 exons. The coding region runs from base 1 to 1509 and encodes 502 amino acids.
AUGGCACUCCAUCCUACCGCUUCCUUCCCAACUCCGGCUGAGCUAGCUUUAGCACUCCUUGUGCUCAAAUCGAAGCCAGUCGAGUCGUCUUUAGAAGAUUAUAUCUACAGCCUGCGGCGUUGUAUCUGCCCUGGAGGUCGAACCCCCCGAGGGCGCCUUGACAGCUGUGCGUUCUGGAGGCAGGCCUACGAGAAAUCAGAAGUGGCUCAUAGUGAUCUUCUCAACAAGCAUCAUGAGCUUGAACAACAGAUUGAACAGCUGCGCGGUGACCUGCGCCAGUCGAGAGCAGAUCAUGCGCAGGCUGGGCUAAAGAGGAAAAGAAGUGUGAAUCAAGCGACGAAACAGAGCACCAAUUGCAAGCCCACCUCCGCAGAUGCAGACACGGGUGGAACGCAACGACUAGGUAGAGGCUUAGAAGGUACGAAUGCAGAUCUCGACAGCAACGACGACCUGGGUGGAUCCGCUCUUGCCAGAAACCUCAUUGCUCUUCGACGACUCCUUUCUGCGCGAAGGUUAGACAGCAAUGCUCUUGCAAAAAGCCUCAGCAGAACAUGUGCAGCAGCAGAUGUAUCGCUGUCUGAGCCAAUCAGAGCCAUUUCUCUCGGAUCGGCCAAAGUCGCAAAAGCUAAGGAGGUAGGUGAAGCUACAUUAGCGGGUCUCAUCAAGACCUCUCGUGCUUUGCGCCUUUGCUAUCCAAGUUUGCUUCGAGCCGUGGAGAGGCUGUCUACCCAGGAGAGUACCCACCAGUGCUCUGUCUAUGCCGUCGUUCAGCUGUUCCAAGAAAUACUAGGCCAUCUCCACGACAUUGCGGCAUUAGCAGCAGCCAGAACUCUCGACGGCUGCGGGUCUCUUAAGCAGAACAAGACACGCACCGUCAAGCAGCAACCCAUGGCGACGCUAGAUUUCGGUGAAAUAUGCAGGUCUUUAGCCAAGCUAGCCAUGUGUUUUUUCGAAUCGCUUGAUCUGGCCCUACCUUCACACAACAAAAUUCUGGAAGGCCUAAUCUGCGUGUUCCUGGAUCAUUUGGGCUCAUCACUCUCUUUGAGCAUUUUUGCUGAUGUGGAAUCUCCUGCGUCUAAAUCUGCCCACCUUGGCCUCCUUCCACCUUGCGGUCUUCUGGACACGUUUGGCGUGGACCAAGAAACUGCAAUCUGCACAGUGCAGCAUGAGGCCAGGUAUCUUGUCACCAUCCUUCGCCAAGUUAUGCUCAUUAUUGACAAGCAACAAUCUCUCAUACUAUCUAACUCUGUUUCGCUCCUCAGCUUGCGAAAGUCUCUCACCAUAAGCAACAAUACUUUCGCUACCAAAAUUCGAAACAAGUUGCAGCACACACUUCUUCGGGGUGUUUUCGGCGAUAAUGAUGAGUCGUUCAAGGAGGCAAUCCGAAGACCUGACACGAAGAUUGUUGACGACGAUGUGGAUGUCACAUGCAAUGGACGAGAAGAAGUUGGAGAGUGGUUCGUAGGGGAGGUGUGGGCGCUUGUAGGGUGGGAUAGUUUGCUGGGAUAG